GCCGUCUCUCGAUAUGGUUUUAUUAAGUGUGUGUCUACGCAAAGCAGAUAGAUAAGUUGUGACAAAUUACCCGUACUUUGUUCUUGUAUUUUUAACUUUUGACGCGCUCUGGUGAAGGAAGAGUUUUGGAAGCCGAUUAUGAGCGUGUCAAGCGAAGACCCCGAACCGAGAGUGCCACCGAAAAGUCCACACCCCAUUUUGGUAGACGACGACAAGAAUACAGCUUUGCAUUACGCUGCCGCCAAUGGGGAAGACGAGUCGGUCGUCAGUUAUUUGGAAAAACAGUCGCCCGUAGCGGACGUAGAAAAUUAUCUGGGAUGGACGCCGCUGAUGAUGGCCUGCCGUAGGGGACAUUUAGCCACCGCCAAGAUUCUUCUGGACUACAAGGCGGACGCUUCGAGAAAAAAUAAAUUUGGUAUGAAUGUAUUUUUGAUAUGCGUGGCGAGCGGCAACCUAGAGAUGGUGCAAAUAAUUCUGGAACACCUGUUGCUAGGAGGAAUCUCCAAACAAAGCCUCCAAACUAUCUUCUCGCCCUUAUCGAUGGCGGUACUGUUUCGCCACGAUCAUAUAUUGCAAUACCUACUGGAAAAGCGGUUUGAUUUGAAUGCCAAGACUCACAUUGCAGAUAUUACUCCAUUAAUGUUUGCCACGGCGAUGGAAAACUCGAAGGCUUUCCAACUGCUUUUGGGUGAGGGUGCGGAUCACACCAUGAAAAACUAUCUCGGUCAUACUCCACAAGAUAUAACGACCAUUCGCGUCCAUAUGAAACAACUGGUAAACCAGGAACAUAAAUUCUUGAGUCACGGACCUCAAACCCUCAAUCAAGGAUCGCAGUCGCAAAUGCCUUCGCCUAAGUACUAUUUCACCUGCAAUCAGUCGCCUCAGGCGCCGUUGAGUUCAUUCGCCCAAUUUUUCCGAGUCGAUAGUGCUUCGGUACCUCACAUGCAAUUGCAAAGAAAAUAUACCAACGUUUCGCCGAUGGUCUUACCAGCCACGCCGAAUAUUUCAUCAGUUACACCCGCAACAGUCCAUUACCUUACUCCGCAAAUAUUUUUUCCUCCAGAUUUUUCCCCGCGUCAAGUAUCACAUAACAUGGCGCCGGCCUCUAUCCGGCACGACAUUUUGAAUGCGAGACUCAAUAGCUCGGCCGCCAUGUUCCUGUCCCCUCCCGUUUUAAAUUUUUUGUCACCCUGUAUGUGAGCGUAUCUAUUUUUAAUUUAUUUUUAAUUUUUAUAUCCCAUUUUAUUUGAAAAUAACAGUAUCAUUUACAACUUUUAUUCGUAACUUCAAAUUGCUAUGACGCUUUUGUAUUCUUGAAAUGACAAUUGUAAA
This is a messenger RNA of Cylas formicarius (sweet potato weevil), 1332 nucleotides long. Its product is annotated as ankyrin repeat domain-containing protein 1-like. The record is from RefSeq and is a predicted model, not a curated record. The transcript has 3 exons. Gene Ontology annotation, molecular function: protein binding. Bases 139 to 1200 code for a protein of 353 amino acids. Lineage: Eukaryota; Metazoa; Arthropoda; Insecta; Coleoptera; Brentidae.